Molecule: messenger RNA, 2176 nt
Organism: Galeopterus variegatus (Sunda flying lemur)
Lineage: Eukaryota; Metazoa; Chordata; Mammalia; Dermoptera; Cynocephalidae
Product: probable low-specificity L-threonine aldolase 2
Exons: 9
Coding region: 1-1641 (546 amino acids)
Biological process (GO): L-threonine catabolic process; glycine biosynthetic process
Cellular component (GO): cytosol
Molecular function (GO): L-allo-threonine aldolase activity
Source: RefSeq, a predicted model, not a curated record
AUGCCCAAAGUCCCUAAACAGGCAGAACUGGAGAAAUACACUGUGGUCCGGGAAACAGUGGAAAAGUACACAGCAGUGUCAAAGAAUGAGGUGGCCGCUAUCGCUCUGAUCUGCCGCCUGCCCUUAUCUCCGCAGCGGGCCAGCUCCGGGUUCCCAGCAACAGCCUCCCCGCCGCGCAGCUCACUUCCUGCCCGCGGCCCCUGCAUCGCGGGUUCGCGCAGCAUCAGCCGCGACGUGGCGCGAACUACAACCCCCAUCGUGCAGCGGGGGCCCGCCCGGGCUCGCGCAUACCCGCCUCUAUGUAGCGCGAACUACAACUCCCAGCGUGCCGCGGGGCCCGCCCGGUCCAGGUCAGCAGCGACCGAAGUCCUGCAGCGCAGACCCCGCAGCUCCGGGCCGCCCUUGCCGGGAAGGAGAGGGGGCCGCAGCUCCUGUCGGGGUGGGGAGCCGGGCGCUGCCCCCGCCAUGCUCCACGGACUGGCCCGGGCCGCGGCCCCGGGACUCGGGGCCCUCUGGGCGCGGGGGUCUGGGAGCCGGGCAGGGGUCCCGGCCCACGUGGUGGAUCUGCGCAGCGACACGGUGACCAGGCCCGGGCCGGCCAUGAGGCGCGCCAUGGCCGAGGCAGUCGUGGGGGACGACGACUACGGCGAGGACCCCACUGUCCGCGAGCUGCAGGAAAAGGCUGCAGAGCUGCUUGGCGUGGAGCGGACUCUCUUUGUGCCCUCCAACACCAUGGCCAACCUCAUCUCUGUGAUGUGUCACUGCCGGCGCCGGGGCUCCCAGCUCCUCCUUGGGCAGGAGUGCCACCUCCACGUCUAUGAGCAGGGCGGGGUGGCUCAGAUCGCUGGGGUACACUCCCACCCCCUCCCGGACCUGCCCCACGGCACCCUGGACUUGGCUGAGCUGAAGAGGAUGAUCACUCGGGGCCAUGGGAGCCCCUACCACCCGGUCUGUGAGCUCAUUUGCCUGGAGAACACACACAACAGCUCAGGAGGCCGGAUCCUCCCCAUCGACUACCUACGCCAGGUGCAUGUCCUGGCCGGGACCUACGGGGCCCGGGUCCACCUGGAUGGGGCCCGGCUGAUGAACGCAGCGGUAGCGCUGGCUGUACCCCCCGCCCGCAUCGUGGAGCACUGCGAUUCUGUGUCUCUCUGUUUCUCCAAGGGCCUGGGCGCGCCAGUGGGGGCCUUGGUUGGGGGGCCCAAGGACUUCAUCGAAGAAGCCUGGCGCCUCCGGAAAGCCCUGGGUGGAGGCAUGCGGCAGGCAGGGGUGCUGGCCGCAGCUGCCCUGGUGGGACUGGCUGAUGCGGAGGAGACGCUACUGAGGGACCACAGGAAUGCCCAGAGAUUCGCCAAAGGACUCCAGGAACUGGCAUCACCCAUCUGUUCCGUGGACCCCAGCACUGUGGAGACCAACAUGGUGAUGGUGCGGGUGGACGGGCUGCCACCCGAGGAGCUGUGCCGGCACCUGCAAACCGUGAGCGCAGAUGAGGUGGCCCAGACUGGCCACGCGGUGCGCGUGCUGCUCUUUCCCUGGUCAGAGCAGUCCGUGCGUGCCGUGUGGCACCGCGACGUCUCGGCGCAGGAUACUGAACUGGUGCUGGGGAAGUGGAAGUUUGUGCUGAGGCAGUUGGGGCCCUGAGUGUGGGGUGACUGGGGACCCUGUGCCCUGGCUGGGAUAGAAGUGGGGAGUGGAGGCGUUCCAAGCAGGCAGGCGGGAGGAGGGGCAGGAAUCCACGCACCCAUUGUCCUUGGACCCCUUCACUUCCUAUCACACGAGGCUGACGCCCUCUAUGUGUGUUCAUCAGCAAACCUUGAGUGCCGCCUGUGUACAGGACAGGGCGCCCAAGGAUGCAGGGGCCGGUAGGACACUGUGCCAGCCCUCUCACCACAGCCCGGGAGGCAGCCAGGGCAGGGUCUCUGCUCCCAGUGCCAGACGAGCAUUUGCUCAGGGCACGUGGAAGGUGAGCACUUCCUGAGCCCGGAGGAGCUCACGAGGAAGCCAUGAGAGGACAUCCGAAAGGCACCUGGGAUUUGAUGGCGAGGAUUUUAACUGCCAUGUGAACGGGGGUUGGACUUUUUAUCUUGUAGUCAUCUAAUACAUAUAUUCCUUUAAAAAAAAAAAAAGAUGACAAUUAAGGGGAUCUCAACCCUUGACUUGGUGUUGUCAGCACCAC